UUGAUUUCGAUCACAGAGUGAUCCCCUGAUCCUGCCACUGACUGACCCUUAACAGGAGAAAUAACCAGAGAACAAUAAUGCUAAACUCGGAGUGAAACCGGACAUCAGAGAUAGAAGAGUCGGGCGGAGUAGGGAAGGAGAUCGGGCGGAGGGCGGAAUCUUCCCGGAGGACCCCGGUGGCCCCGGGGGCCUGCACUUGGAAGGUCGGAGAGGCCUCGUGCGGGGCACGUCGCAGGCGCUCGAGGAAUGCAAGUUGCCUGAAAAGAAUGAAGGAAGGAAGGAACGGGGUGCGAUCCAGGGCGGCCGCCCGGCCCGGGCAAAACUGCCGAGGCAGGAAGCCGGGUGGGGGCGCAUCGAGGCCGCCGCGGUCCGAGCGCAGCUGGGGGCAGCGGGAGAGCAAUAGGGUCAGCAGCUCGGCUGGGUGGGGGUGGCCCCGGAGCGGGGGGUGGCCCGGGCCCCCCGCCCCUCAAAGCCAGGAGGCUGGGAACCGGGAGGCCGCGCUGCUGGCAGAGCGGCAGGGGCGCCGCGAGGCUCCGGAUGGGCUGGGAGCCCCGCCCGCAGGCUGCGGAGGGAGCCGGAGCCAGAGCGGAGCCAGAGCUCAGACAUCCGGGCGCCAGCGAACACCUGCGACCGGCCCCCAGGGCCCGCGGGGGGGAGCGCGGGUCGCCGGGCCGGGGGCGGGGCUACCCUGGCCCCGCCCAGCCGGGCUCCGGGCCACGUGGGCCGAGGCCCCGCCCCUGCCCCGACCUCCAGAAACCUUGGCGGGGAGCGGAGCACCAGAGGCAGUUCUGCAAGAGCGACGCGAGGAUUUAGGAUGUAGCCCCGGGAAUGGAGACGAGUGCCAGCCAGCCGUGAGAGAUGAUGAGGUCGAAAGACAGCCACUGACAGUUGUCCGGCACAUCCACAGCUAAGGAGAGCUGUCACUGGCCUUCUCGGACAGGGCACCGUCUCUGGGUGAAGAUACUUACAGAGGAGACUCCCACUGGAGAUGUUAUUGGAAGGAUAUACCAGAAAUAAGGGCUGUGGUGCCCUCUUCCUCAAACUCCCAGUCUAGGCUCAGUCUUCAACUAACUGGAGGUAGAAUAAUUCAUUCUCUUAUUUCCCAACCAGCACCAAAGUCCUUCUGAUCAGAGUGGUUGAUCAGAUUUGAGGGAAGAGACCCCUGUCCUAUUUUCCCCAACUCUGGAAGCCCAAGAGGAAAUAAACCAAGCCCAAUGAUCCAUUUAUUCAUCUCUGAAAUGGGUCUAUCAGCACCAUCCCUGCCUAACAGGUGAGGGUCCUGUUUCACAUCCCCUGCUAGAGAAAUCAUUAAUGGCAUUAAAGAGGACAGCCAUCUGCUAGUUAGCAACAUAGCUCUCAAACUACUUAAGAACUGGGACUCAGGAGAGCAGAUUUCUAUCCUAGGCCCCCAACUUGCUGGAUGAGCUUGUUCCAGUCACUUUCUCUCCAGUCUUCCCUCACUUGUAAAGUGAGACAGGACAAGGCUCUUCUCUGCACCCAAUGCGUGUGGGGCUCCACCAUGAGCCCUUUCUACUUCCCCCUCUUCCCCAGUCUUAGCUGGGCA
Bubalus bubalis (water buffalo) is the source of this 1564-nucleotide messenger RNA. Its product is annotated as translation initiation factor IF-2-like. The record is from RefSeq and is a predicted model, not a curated record. The transcript is spliced from 2 exons. Bases 267 to 911 code for a protein of 214 amino acids. Lineage: Eukaryota; Metazoa; Chordata; Mammalia; Artiodactyla; Bovidae.